AUGGUCCGCUUACACAAUCUGAAGCGCAUUGGGGCUGAAUUCUAUGGUCUCGAUAUUAAUGCAAGGAGCAGCGCUUGUAGCAGUAGCAGUAGCAGAGAGGUGGAACCAAUAACUCUGUUUCCUAAACUGUCGCGUUUUGUUUUGGUGAAUAUGGGAAGUCUGGAGGAGUGGUUAGAUGCAAUGGUUCCCUCGGAUUCUUCUUCAUCAAUUAAAGUAUUCCCUAAUCUCCGAGACUUGAGAAUCUCAGGGCUCCCCAAGUUGGCUGUUUUACCAGAUAUGGAGAACUUGACAUCUCUUAAGGAGUUACAGAUAACGAGAUGCGGGAGUUUGGCUUGUAUAAGGAAUUUGAAUAGCCUCACAUCUCUUGAAUCCUUAUACUUAAGUGACUGCCCUGCUUUAUUAGAUGCUUCUCUAGAUAUGGAAAACCCCCAAUCCCUACGUAUUCUAGGCAUCUCAGGAUGUGAUAAGUUGAAUCCUUCGUUGAGUAAUAAUCUUGAGAAGUUCACGUCGCUCCAGCGGCUGACGAUCCGUUCUGAUGACCUUGGUUCUUGGCCAAUUAUGGUUCUCCACCAUCUGGCCAACCUCAGAUCGUUGGAACUCGGUGGCUUCUCUGACGACCAUGAUCAUUUCCCGUGGCCACACCCCAUCACCAAUCUCGUCUCUCUGGAGCGUCUUGUAUUGCGUGGAUGGCCAAAAAUCACGUCUCUCCCAGACCAAAUUCAGCAUCUCUCUACCUUGAGAACUUUAAAUAUGUGGGAGUUUGAGGGGUUGGAAGUUCUUCCAGAGUGGAUGGGUAGCCUUCGGAAUCUUCGAGAAUUGGAGAUUAAUAAUUGCUCUAACCUCAGACAAUUGCCCUCUGCAGAAGCAAUACGACACCUCACCAAUUUAAAUCAACUACGUAUCGCUAGGUGUCCUCUUUUAGCAGAGAGAUGCACCAAAGGAAGUAGCGCAGAGUGGCCCAAGAUUGCACACAUUCCCGAUGUUUAUAUCGAUGGAAAAGAAGUUUGA
Messenger RNA from Coffea arabica (coffee), 1008 nucleotides. Lineage: Eukaryota; Viridiplantae; Streptophyta; Magnoliopsida; Gentianales; Rubiaceae. The record is from RefSeq and is a predicted model, not a curated record.